AUGGCUGACGGAGGGCCAUCAGCGCCGCUGCCGGGGAUGGAGGUUACCGACCAUCAACUCGCGGAGGCCCUCGACUCUCUUCUCCGCGGUGCCAACUCCUUCACCUCCCUCAACGGCGUCGUUCAGCAGCUCGAAUCCAAUUUGGGCGUCCAUCUGGGCCACAAACUCGACUUCAUUCGCACCCAGAUCCACCAUUACCUCAUCCUCCGCUCUCAGCCCCACCAGAAUUUCAUGCCCCACCAGCCGCACAAAGACCUCUUUACCCUCCCCAAUUUCCAUCCCGCUCCUUCCCCAAACUUCGCCGCGCACCUCCCCGCAGACGGGUACGGCUUCCACCCAACGCUGCCGACCCCGUCUCAGCCUCCGCCUCCACCUCCUCCUGCGCCUGCGUCGGCUGUCACGGUGGCGAGCAUCCCCGGUGUCACCGCCAAUGUCAAAGAAAGUGCUCCAUCAGGGAAAAAGAGGAAAGGUGGUCCAGGAGGGUUAAAUAAACUGUGCUGUGUUUCUCCGUUGCUUCAAACCAUUGUGGGCCAGCCAACCUUGCCAAGGACUGAGAUUGUGAGACAGUUGUGGGCUUACAUAAGGAAAAACAAUCUGCAAGACCCGAGCAAUAAAAGGAAGAUAAUUUGCAAUGACGAGCUCCGCCUGGUGUUUGAGACUGAUCGUACUGACAUGUUCCAGAUGAAUAAAUUGCUAGCUAAACAUAUAACUGCACUUGAUCCUACAAAGCAGGCAGAUCAAUGUACUAAGAAACCUAAGGUUGAUGUAGAAUCUGGGAGUCAAAGUGAUGACCCUGUUCCAAUUGUGGUGAUAUCUGAUGCACUUGCCAGCUUCUUUGGAACCAAUGAGAAGGAGAUGUCACAAUCAGAAGUGUUAAGGCAAAUCUGGGAAUACAUAAAGGUUAACCAACUUGAGGAUCCUGCGAAUUUGACAGCCAUCUUAUGUGAUGCGAAAUUACAAGAGCUUCUUGGUUGCGAGAGCAUUUCAGCAUUAGGGUUACCUGAGAUGCUGGCACAACGCCACUUAUCCAAGAAAUCAUAG
Striga hermonthica is the source of this 1041-nucleotide messenger RNA. The record is from the annotation of a GenBank genome assembly. Lineage: Eukaryota; Viridiplantae; Streptophyta; Magnoliopsida; Lamiales; Orobanchaceae.